ACCAGCCCUGGCAGAACAGCAGAGCAGCAGAGAGUAUGGUGCUACAGCACUGAAGCAGAGAACAGUCCAGCGCAACAGAGACAGCGUGUGAAAGAGAGAGAGAGAGUGAGAGAGAGAGAGGGAGAGAGGGAGAGAGGGAGGCAGAGAAAGAGACAGAGAGAUGUGAGUGGAUUCCUUCUCAGAACCUCCUGAUUCACCACGCUGCCUCUCUCUGUCUUUUAGUGCUGAUGUAGAUUUCCUCUCUGUUUAUUUUUUUUUGGAAGGGGAAAGGGGUGGAGGUUUCGCUCACUUUCGCUGCAGGCCAGAUCCGCAUUCCAGCGCUUUCGCCAGCCCCUUUUCUCGGGACACCCCCGAGGCCCCCUCUGUUUUAGGAUGGGCUGCACCGCCGGCUCCCUGACCUGCCAGUCACAGCCGGGCGAGGGGACCGGGCCGCCGCAGGACCCCGCGCCCAAGGGGCCCGAGGCGCUGGCCUCCCUGGAGCGCCUGUCCCAGGCCACGGGGGGCAUGGAGAAGUCCUGGUCCCGCUGCAUCUUCCCCUUCGGGCUCAUCUCCCUGGUGAUCGGCGCGGCCGGGACCGGGGUGGCCUUCACCUUCAACAACCUGCCGCUGACCAAGGCGGUGUCGGUGGUGCUGCUGGGGGUGGGCCUGGCCCUGGUGCUGAUGGCGGCCGCCUGCUGGACGGUCCACAGGGAGAAGAGGAGGAAACGGAAGGAGGGGGUCCCCCUGCCGGGUCCGGAGCAGUGUGCCGUCUGAGCCCCCAUCCCCCCACCGCCACCCCGAGUUGUGGGGGCGUGCGUGUGGAGGCCGUGGGGAGGAGGGGGGGGUGAGGGGGUUCCUCAGCUGAAACAUCACCGCUUCCUUUCGGGGGAGGCGCCCCUGUAAAGUUUUCAGCCGAUGGACCACAAGGCACAAGGAGGGAGGGAGAGAAGGAAGGAAGGAGCGAAGGAGGCAGGCAGCCUGGAGGUCUGAUGCCUAACCAGGGGACACGUGGACAGAACACACGGUCUGGAAGAAGCUUCCACCAGACCCGCGCACAGUCCGGUACCUUCAAACAGGUGUCUGGUGUCAAAAAGAGCCUCCAGGAACUGUGAAAACACACAUAAAAACUCUCACUCCACGCUGUCAAGGAGACCAUCAUACACACACACACACACACACUUUGUGACGAGGCUGCCCGUGGUGUUAUUUCUGCUGUCAGUCUUUGCAUUCCUGCUGCUGACGUCCGACGGUGAAUUUGGGGAAGGGGGCCAGCGACUGUAACCCAAAACCUGGACCAGACACCCGGACCUCCCUCCCAGCGCUUGCAACCCCCACCACCCUCAUUGCCGGUGUGUCAUGUUUACCACCCACCCCCCCCCCAGGUCUGCUUGGAGGAGGAGCUUAAGGCUUUAGAGGUGGGGGGUGUUUUUUGAGAGGGGCGGAAAAUGAGCGGGAGAGUCGGGACACGCUGGAGAUCCGGGUCUCCAAGCCUGGACUGGAUCGGACCGCUGUCAUCGCCACGGUGACUCGGACGCCAAGCAUUCCACCGACACGAGCAGCCAGCGGGAUGCCAGCACGGGUCUGCCGCGUGCGAGUGCGCGUGUGUGUGUGUGUGUGUGUGAGCGUGUGCACGCGCACACCCCUUCCCAGGCCAACCUGAUAUUCCAAGGAGCAGAGAUUUCUUGGAGGGGAGGAGAGGAGAAGGAAUUUUAAUCCCCGGGGAGCGAGUUCGUGCCGGGAUGCGAGGGAGAGGUGUUUUUCCGAGUGACGCGGGACUUUCAGCCCUGGCUCUACCCCCCCCCCCCCCAUCCUGCCCUGGAGGGACGCUACUCUGCGACCCCGCAGCCUGAGCAUCUGCACCCCGUCCCGGGAGCGACCGCACGCCCUCCACGCGCCCCUCUGACUUCGCCUGGCAGGCCCUCUUCCCUCUGCGGCCCGGGGGGGGGCUCGCGUUCUGCACCCCUCAGGGCGGAAGCGGCACUCACAGGGAGGACCCUGCUGGAUUUUAGCGACCGUGAGGCGGACAUUUGAGGACAUCGACUCGUUCGCUACCCGCUGGAGCUGUGGGAGCGGGCUGUGGCUGUGUCGAGGGGUGGGGUGGGGGAGGGGGGGGGCGUGUUGUGGAAGUGCUAAGGUUUGUUAUCCUGUCAGUUUUACCGUUUUAUCGCUCAUUCUCUGCUGCUGUGUGGGCUCUGCAUCUCGGUCGGGGGGUUGGGUGAGAGCUGUGGGGAGGUACAUCCAGCUCAUCUUGGAGCGUUUGUGAGUGUGUGUGAGUGUAUUUGUGUGUGUGUGUGUGUGCAUGCGUGUGUGCGUAUGUGUACGUGUGCGUAUGUGUGUGUGUGUGUAUGUAAGCGCUGAUGAGCCUGUUUUACAUGUGCCCCGUAUGUGGAAUCCCUUUCAUUGACAUGGCUCAGCAGUAUAGCCUGUGUACAAGAAUACUCAACAGCAAGCUAGUGGAAGGCAGUGGGUGAGGGAACCUUACUGUUGUAGUCAGACGGCUUUGGGGAAAAAAUUAUAGGUAACACCCCAGCAGUGUUCCGGAGCAAAGCGUCGACGGCACCAGACCUUCCUUUUCCAAAAUGUCCAGCACCUGCUCUCUUCAUUUAGUGAAUCUUGUUUGAGGCAGUCGGCUGGCGAGAUGCGUAAUGUGAUUAAAAACAUAUUCGGGCUCGGUUUUUGUGCCUAGCAACCGCAGACCCGAAAAACUACGAAGCAGAAAAGGAAAGGAAUUGACGGGUGGCGUUAGAUGGAAGAUAAACUCACGUGGCCUUGCGCGAGAGGUGCCGGACUAACCUGUCUAAUCGCGGGGGUAUGGAUUAUUGGCCAGAGGGUCAGCUUUCAAAGCAGCCACUCAGGGGGGGAGCUCUGAGGACAGUGGCGAUUUAUCCACACUGACCACCUUCACACUUCGCACCCCGCCUUGCCUUCUCCCCUGCGCCACGGCCUCUGGGAGAGUGCCUGACUCACUGCACGCGCCUUUCUGUGCACGUACCUUUACACAGCCCGCUCCAGAGUUCGCAGGAGAGCGGGGGGGAGAACACGCAUAAUCGCACAGCUCUAGGUUUUAGUCCCCUCCUCUUCGCCCCCCCCCCUCCCCGACAUAAGGAAGGUGCUCAUUACCCUUUUAGCCAAAAGAACACCAACAACCGAUGGGCAAGACGCAAGAAGUGACACGCUGACAGAAUUCAGAACUCUGUGUCGAUGUGCCUUGUUUAUUUUUUGGGGUGUUUUAAAAAAAAAACUAUCAAAACAGAGGCUGACACCCAUUUGCCUACUACAUACAGUAGGCAAACAUAUAAUGCCACCACAUACAUGCUGUGUUUACAAAGUUUAAUUUUGUGUAUGUGUUUGUAUGUGUAUUUUACUGGAUACACCCUGUCAUCCAACACAGCUCUGACCUCCAGAGUUAACGAUGGCUGGUCGGCAUGACUCCGAGCAUAUAAUUAGCCAGACAAAUACAGCAAAUUACUUUUUCUUAUUUGAUGGAGGGGGAAAAUCCCUAUUUGAUUGGACAAAAAUAUAUCUAUGUAGCUAAAUGCUUUUCAAAUGCUGCCAAGGUUUGAAAAUGCUUGGGGCAUGGCUCUCAAAAAACACCAACCCUCGCUCUGCCCUCACAAAAGAAUGCAGACGGAGGUCAUGCACUGGAUUGGCUUAAAGUAACACAAAACACCGCCUUGCCUAAUUAUUCCUGGAAGGAGAGAGAGGGUGAGGAUGAGAGAAACAGAGAGAAAGAGAGACAGAGGGAGGGAGAGAGAAAGACCGAGAAACUGGGGAGGGUAUUGUGUUUACUAAUGAUUUUUAUAACAGCUGAUCUUUUCAUGAGGCAUAUUGAGUGCCCCUCCUCUUCAGUCCAAUGCAACUGCAAUUGAACGAAUAUUGUGUUGGUUUUUGUGAACAAAGGCCUGGUGUUUUGGGGGCGGGUGGGCUCACAGAACGAGGAGGAGAGGAGGUGCCAGUGUGUGGUUGUGUGGCGGUUUCGGGUUUUGGGGGUGAGGGGCAGAUAUUGGAAGAAAAAAAAAACCCACAAAAAACCCUGAAUUCUCAACAUUCUAGAAGGCUGAUUAUUGUGCAUUGCCCCCGUUCAAAACAAGUAGUAUAAUAAGUAAGGGCCUAUACAACACAGCGCCACAGGGCCACGGGUCUACACAGGUCCAUGCUCACAGUGGCAACUGUUUUUCGGUUAUCAGCACAGACAUAGUUUCGCAUCCAUUUUCAAAAGGCUGCUUUUUCUGUCUGUUUUUUUUUUCCUUCUUCUUCUUCUUCUCUCUCUCUCUCUCUCUCUUUUGGUUUACUGUGGGUCCCUCCCUGUGCCUGCUGAAUGAAAUAUUGCCAGAAGGGGGGAAAUGGUCACUGGGCUGUUGAGAUAUACAGGAUACGGGGAAUUUUUAAAUUUUAUUUUUACGCUUUGCCUUUCAAUCAGCCCCAAGCAUGUUCGUUUGGAUUCAGGAAAAAGAAACUAAAAGAAUAUAUUAAAAAAGAAUAAAAGUGGCUAGCAUGAGUUAUUUAGGGGUGCCGUAUCUGUUCUGCGCCUGCCUCUUGUGUUUGUGAGGGUGGACAGGGAAACUGCCACCAUCUCUACCCAGAGUAUAUUCAUUCUGUCUGCAUUGAUAAAAAUAGGAAGAGAGGGAGCGAAAGGGAGAGAGAGAGAGAGGGAACAAGAGAGUAAACACACGCACACACACGUACGUGCGCGCACACACUGUCCUACAGAUUCAUUGAGAGAAACAGACCAGAGAGAGACUGCUUGUGUGCCUGGAAUGUAUAAUUUUCACAGCCACUGUGGACCACGGAUGCGCACGCACGCACACACACACACACACACACACACACACACGCACACAUACACACAUAGCCACACAAUCUCCUCAAGUCUAAGGAAAAAUGGGAAAACUACCUCCUGGUGAAAGGUUGCAGUCCAUUGAUGGGGGAGGGGCACUCAUUGCUUACAUGGAUACGAUUUGUUUUUGCCUUUAGCCAGGUAAUGAAUGUGUGUGCGUUUUGUCUGUGAUUUACUCUGCAGUGUAUAUAAAACUGUAUUUAUACAUAUUUAUAUGCAUAUUUGAUCUAUUUUAGAAAAAGCUGUAUUAAACACACAAAUGUUCUGUGAAAAAAA
Messenger RNA from Anguilla rostrata (American eel), 5092 nucleotides. Its product is annotated as transmembrane protein 100. Gene Ontology annotation, biological process: cellular response to BMP stimulus. The transcript has a single exon. Gene Ontology annotation, cellular component: plasma membrane. The record is from RefSeq and is a predicted model, not a curated record. NCBI's taxonomy places the organism in Eukaryota, Metazoa, Chordata, Actinopteri, Anguilliformes, Anguillidae. The coding region runs from base 373 to 753 and encodes 126 amino acids.